Messenger RNA from Oppiella nova, 461 nucleotides. NCBI's taxonomy places the organism in Eukaryota, Metazoa, Arthropoda, Arachnida, Sarcoptiformes, Oppiidae. The record is from the annotation of a GenBank genome assembly.
AUUUGACAUUAAAGUAAAAAUUUGUCUUAAACAAAAACAAAUUAAUUUACAAAAUGUGUAAAUUCACAAUGUUUGCUAUUGUGGCGCUAGUAUUUGUCGUGAUUAACCAGAUUUGCGCGGAAACUAGGCAAGCUGAAACGGAUGUAUAUGAUUUUUACGGGCGACCUUUAGUGAGCCACAGUUAUAAUAUUGGCGAUGUUCUUGGGGUCUCUUGCGUAUCCAAAUUGGUUCCUAACGAAACGUACCUUGAUAAACUUAUAUCAAUUAACUUCUUAAAGGACGGCGAACUAUAUCACAAAUCGGGAGAUCUCGGAUCGGGAAAGAUUGAAGAUUAUCCCGUUAAAGGCAUACAAGACAUAAGUGGGAGGGGAUGGAGUUAUUUCUCGCAAAAUGUGGCCAUCAAUGAGCACUCCGGGGGCGCCACUAAUCAAACAAGAGGGUCGUACACUUGUCAGAACUAA